AAUGAUCGCACGAGCGGCAAGUGGUCAGAUUAAUAGGAUUCCUCUCUGUAGUGCGCGUUAGUGUGACACCAGAGCUAGACUACUUCGGACGUUGUUUGACGGGGAUUCUGCGAGUUGUUUGUUCUUCAGCAAUUGUGAUAAGUUGUGUGGUGUAAGGUACAGAACCGGCUUAUAAGUGGAGCACGUUGUCGCUCAUCUCUCUAGAAAACAAAAUUCUGUGUAUAACUAGAUUCAAUUGACUGUAAUCAGUGUGGAUUUUAAGAUGGCUGCGGUCACGGAAGUCGGUGGAAUCAAGCUGGGCAAGCUGUUGAUCGAGGGCAAGACCAAGCAGGUGUACGACGUCCCGUCGAUGCCCGGUCACUCGAUAUUGCUGAACAAGGACCGUAUUACGGCGCACAAUGGCGUUCGGGCGCAUGACCUCGAAGGAAAGGCCCAGAUUUCCAACCAGACCAAUGCCAAGGUAUUUGGUCUGUUGAAUCAGGUUGGGCUGAAGACCGCCUUUGUCCGGAUGGUGUCGGACAAUGCGUUCUUGGCGCGUAAGUGCGAUAUGGUUCCGAUUGAGUGGGUCACCAGAAGGUUGGCCACCGGAUCGUACCUGAAGAGGAACCCCGGCGUCAAGGAGGGUUACCGAUUCUCGCCACCGAAGCAGGAGACCUUCUACAAGGACGAUGCCAACGAUGAUCCCCAGUGGAGCGAGGAGCAGAUUGUGUCCGCCGGGUUCAAGGUCAAUGGAGUGUUGAUCGGUCAAGACGAGGUGGACAUCAUGCGCCAGACGACCAUCCUGGUGUUCGAGGUGCUGGAGCGUGCCUGGGCCACCCGGAACUGCGCCCUCAUCGACAUGAAGAUCGAGUUCGGCGUGGACGCCGACGGUCAGCUGCUCGUGGCGGACGUCAUCGAUUCCGACUCGUGGCGCUUGUGGCCAUCGGGCGACAAACGCCUCAUGGUGGACAAACAGGUGUACCGUAACCUGGCCUCGGUUACCGCUUCGGACCUGGACACCGUCAAGCGCAACUUCCUGUGGGUCAGCGAACAGUUGGACAACCUGCAGCCGAAGAACGAUCACCUGGUGGUGGUGCUGAUGGGAAGCCCCUCGGACAAGGACCACUGCGAAAAGAUUGCCAAGAACUGCCGCGAGCUGGGACUGAACGUGGAGCUGCGAGUGACCUCGGCCCACAAGGGAACCAAGACGACGCUGCACAUCGUCAACGAGUACGAAAGUGUCCUGAGCAACCUGGUGUUCAUUACGGUGGCCGGUCGCUCCAACGGCCUGGGACCGGUCCUGUCCGGUAACACCAACUACCCGGUUAUCAACUGCCCGCCGGUGAAGCCCGAGAACGUCAACUUGGACGUGUGGUCCAGCUUGAACCUGCCUUCGGGACUGGGAUGUGCCACGGUGCUGUACCCAGAAGCCGCGGCCUUGAAUGCGGCGCAGAUCUUGGGGUUGAACAACUUUUUAAUCUGGUCCAAGUUACGCGUCAAACAGCUGGCCAACUUUACCAGCUUGAUCUACGCCGACAAGGACUUCCGUGGCGUUAGGAAGGAGUAGACGUGUACGUUACAUGACAGUUAUAAGGCUUUUAGAUUGUAAGGAUUGUUUUUGAAUAAGGUAUACAUUUGUAGACAGAUGAAGAGUACAAUAAAGUCUAUUUUAUAAUAAAA
This is a messenger RNA of Aedes albopictus (Asian tiger mosquito), 1659 nucleotides long. It is a transcript of the gene Paics, whose product is annotated as bifunctional phosphoribosylaminoimidazole carboxylase/phosphoribosylaminoimidazole succinocarboxamide synthetase. Gene Ontology annotation, molecular function: phosphoribosylaminoimidazolesuccinocarboxamide synthase activity. The record is from RefSeq and is a predicted model, not a curated record. Gene Ontology annotation, biological process: 'de novo' IMP biosynthetic process. Gene Ontology annotation, cellular component: cytosol. NCBI's taxonomy places the organism in Eukaryota, Metazoa, Arthropoda, Insecta, Diptera, Culicidae. The transcript is spliced from 3 exons. The coding region runs from base 263 to 1546 and encodes 427 amino acids.